AUGAGUGAUGAGGAUGAUAUCUCAAUUACUUCGACAGCCCCCAGUGAACAGGAAUCCGAGUAUGAAGUGGAAACAAUCCUUACAGAACUCGAAUUUGAUGAUGGCAUUAAGUAUCUGGUGAAGUGGGCUAACUAUCCCAUCGAGAGAUGCACUUGGGAGCCAGCCGACUCUUUCUGCGCUGACCAGACCCUGAUUGAUUGGAACAAGAAGAAAAAAGCGAUUGCGGAAGGCAAACGUAUGGAAUUUGAUCUUGACGGAUUUGAGAAACAUUUGGCUGCCCUUGAGGACGCCAGAGAGGAUAGGAAGCGACGAAGGGCCACAAAGAGGAGAAGACUUGGCUUGGAAGAGCCUCAACAAAGCCCCUCUGCUGCGGAGAGACCCCUUAUUGAUAUCGUACUAGCACCAGAAAGCUCUGGAUAUGCUGCAGUGUCCCAGAAAGGACCAUCUGCCGAUCAAGUGCCGCAGACACCUGCAAACGCAAGAAGUACCCAACCGAACCAUCGAUUGUUUCCUACAAAACAGCCUCCGCCCCCUGUAUCAUUUGGAACUGCUCCUGCCCCCAUUCGCCCCCGGAGGAUGAACAGCUCUGAGACACCAAAGUUGUUUAAUCUGUCCACAAGGUGGAGGUAUGAGAAGGCAAAAGCUGAUGAGCCACCUCCUGAUAUGAAUAAACUGGAACUCUUUCGACCCUCUGACUGGCCGAUGAGAAGUGGGCUCACUGUGGCAAAGAUAGGGCCUCACAAGGUCAAUCCACCGACGUUGGCGAGUGAACCCAACACUGUCAGGCUGGGACCCCAUAGUGUUAGCUCACCAAAACAAGGAGAUUCAGGCCCAGCGAGACUAGGACCUCAUAAUGUGAGCUCGCCAAACUUGACUGAGCUGGGCUCCUCAAGAUUAGGAUCUCAUGAUGUUAGCUCUCCUAAGCAGUUUGAUCCCAGUGCAGCAAGAAUCGGCCUUCAUGAUGUCAGCUCUCCGAGGUCUCUACACCCUGCUUCGGAAAUGCUUGGAUCUCACAAUGUCAGCUUUCUGAACGGAGCUGACGAAACAGCAGGGAAAUUAGGAGAGCAUGACGUCGGGUCGCCGAUGGACCUUGAUUCAGAAGGGGACGCUCAACCACAGGAUGGUGGAAGUUAUGCUUCAAGUUCGCCCCAACUCCGACACAGCCCACGGCACGAGUCGCACAGAUCUUCUAACCUGGGCUUGAGACCUGAUAUAUGGAGAUCAGCUAAGCAAACCUCAGACGAUCGGUCAUCAACUCGUAUCCAGGGUAAUAACUGGAGACUGGACACCCAGUCUUCCAGCCGCCGCAUUGAGCCCGAAGAUCCCGUUAUACGCCAACUUCCGUCAAGAACCCCUGGCCCCAAAGCAAUUUAUACCCGACGACACAAUUAUUUCUGGAAUCCGGGAGAGAUCAUGGUUGAUAUGUUCUAUGGCCCUGACAAGAAGGAAAUUGGACCGGCCAGGCUUUGUGGACUCAGCCAGACCAGCAGGGCGAAGCUCAUGACCUCAAAAAAGGCUCACCGCAUCGAGGCUAGGUUUCAGCAUGUUUGUAACAUGGAAGAGCACGACAUUCUAUGUGCAUCGGUGCCAUCUAACCAAAAGUAUAGCACUGGGUGGAUUGAAGGUUUCGAUGACACUGAGCCGAGCAUCUAUAAAAUCGGAGAAGAGCUUUGCCGCAAUCAACUGGUCGCAAUAUUAUACCCCGCGCAUCGGAAGCAAAACACAAUCCUUGCCUACUCCCCUGGAUCAGAUUUUGCGUUCCUUGAUGGAAAAAUGAGAACGCCUGCUGGUGUGUUUUUACAUGUCGCGGUCAGAAACGAGUUGCCAUCGUUUGAUGUGAUCACUGCUCGACGUGAGGAGGAACGAACCCAAGCCGAAUCGCGCAAACUGGAAUCGUUGACCCGCCCUGUUCGCCAGAACGCGCCAAAUCUGGAUCAUCCUUCGAGCACCAAUAUUGAAGGCGACAGAUCUCACCCCACACAUAUACCGUUGAUCUCUGAAGCCACAAGUCUUGUGCGUGAACGCUCAAAACUCCAGUCCCAAAUACCAAAAGGAGACUCAAGCAACACCAAACCUACCAUCAUUGAGAAACCAGCCGUGCCCAAAGAGUCUCUGGUGCAAUCAUAUAGUCUAGAGGUGCAGGGAACCACUCACCCAUCCCCGCAGGGAUUGAACAAUCGGGAACGAGUGCCACCAGUUCUUGAUCCCAUGACACAGGAAUCCGAAACACAUGUUUCCUCACAUGAGCUGGAAAAUGCGCAGCUAGUCGACGAGCCCUUCUUGGUGCAACCUCAGACACAUCUAGCAUCUGAACGUGAAGUUUCUCUGAUUAGCGCACAUGACACGGGCCUGACAGAAUCCAAUACAAAAGCAGAGAACUCGCGACCCCAGCUAAGUGAGGGACCCGUUGACUUGGACCUUUUUUUCAAAGAGAAACUUGGCAUAACCUACGAUGUUCUUGCCACUGUCAAUGGCCAGGUAAAAGCUCUGCCCACCGAUGUGUUCUACCUCAUGUUUCCUCUUGGAUCUGAGAUAGUCCAAUCCGAAUGCAAACUUCUCGAGGCAUUCUUAAAACAGCACAAUGCUCUCACAUACUCCAGCUAUCAUCCCAAUGACUGGGAACGCUUUGCAAGGACGCUGAAUACGGGGAUUGUUCUGGCUCAUGAGAGCUUUAUGGAUUAUCACGCGUUGCCGCAUUUCAGGGACCUUACCCGCAAGCACUUCAACUUUUGGAGUGUUUCUCUGACCAAACCACUCCAAUUUGCUAGUCGACCUUCCCACUUCCAGCGCCUGUUCCCACACGGUGGUGUGAUCCUAAUCACGGAAGAUUUCAUGGUUCGUGAGCCAGACGCGACACUCAUCAUACUGGCAUGGUUCAGGGAUUGGAUUAAGCCAAAGUUUCCAGGGAACUGGAAGAUUAUGUUUCGUCCAGACGUGCUGAACUGGCUUCUUCAACAGCCCGAACCAAAAGAUCCAAGCAAACACGGAGUAUGGUGGGCCAUGUAUGCUUUGAUAAUCCAAAUCAACUCUGUGGGCUUAGAAGGAAUGCCUAGAGAGACCCUCAACGGCACCAGCGACGAACAUAGUGAAAGUGUCGUGAUCUCACCCCCUAAUAUUCCACUCUACGGGUCUCGUACCGAAGAUGACGACCCAAAUAUUCCUAAAGGCCUUACACAAGAAUAUAGGAAUACCGAUCAUCUGGCGGAAUUCUUCGCGGGCUGGGCAUUGGUCCACAACCAUUGUUACCGGCGGUUUGUUAUCGCCACGGCAAUGAAGCCCCUCCCGAGAUGGGAAGCGUGGGAGCAUCUUGAAGUCAGGUACGGAGCCAAGGACUUCCUCACGAGAGCAUUCAAAAUCGACUACAAAUCCAUAUGGAAUAAACUGCGCUCCGCGCCUGAGAAGGCGGACCAUGUCUCCGAUCCGAAGUCCCCAGGCCAACAACAGCAGAACCACACACAACACCCACAACACCCUCAGCACCCCGCAUACACACCGCGAACACCUGCAGCACACGGACCUCCUGCGAAUGCAGUCGACGUUUCCAAGGUCACUGGGUUCUCACAUACUCCAUCCAGGCUCCGCUAUCCCGAGCCAUAUUCGUGA
This is a messenger RNA of Aspergillus clavatus NRRL 1, 3603 nucleotides long. RefSeq names its product putative Chromo domain protein Chp1p. The coding region runs from base 1 to 3603 and encodes 1200 amino acids. Gene Ontology annotation, cellular component: pericentric heterochromatin. The record is from RefSeq and is a predicted model, not a curated record. The transcript is spliced from 4 exons. Gene Ontology annotation, biological process: chromatin organization; negative regulation of transcription by RNA polymerase II. Lineage: Eukaryota; Fungi; Ascomycota; Eurotiomycetes; Eurotiales; Aspergillaceae. Gene Ontology annotation, molecular function: chromatin binding.